CUCGUAAAUCCCUAAAAAUGUCCUAAACUAAAAAACUUCGCCCCAGUCUCUUCUCUCUCUCUCUCUCUCGCACUACAUCGCCCUUUCCGAUUUCCUCCCCCCUCUUCCUUGUCUGGUUGCCGAUCUGAGGCGAGCAACCAGCGAUUCGAAACCCUAACCAUUGUCCGUGACGCUAUCCAUGGCGGCGCAGUCAGUUAACAACCUCUACGAGACGGCUUCGCAGCCGGACACCGGCGGCGACGCCUACACUUUCCUCGAGUUCAACACCCAGGACGACUUCGACGAGUACCCGGAGUUCCAAGAGCUCUCGCAGCCUUCCCGAUCACCCGCUUGGCCGCAUCCCUCCCCGCAGCCCGAGCCCGCGCCGGAGUCCCCCGCCUCCGAUCUGCAGGCUUCUGAGCCCGCCCUAUCGCCUUCCGUCUCGACGCCCCACAGCGCUCCUUCCUCGUCCUCCAAGGGCAGGGGUGCCGCUGGCGGCCAGACGACUGCCCCGGCGGUUGAUACCCUAGCGGCUGGGAUGGGCGCGCUCAACUUCGAGGAGACUGGAGAUGAGGGUUACGAGUUUGGCAAGGGGAAUUUUACGGAGCACGCGUGCAAGUAUUGUGGGGUGCAGAAUCCGGCGUGUGUCGUGAGGUGCAACAUUCCGACGUGCAGGAAGUGGUUCUGCAACUCGAGGGGGAACACCUCGGGCUCUCAUAUCGUGAACCAUCUGGUGCGAGCAAAGCACAAGGAAGUUUGUCUCCACAAGGACAGUCCCUUGGGAGAAACUAUUCUUGAAUGCUAUAAUUGUGGUUGCCGGAAUGUUUUUCUUCUUGGAUUUAUUUCUGCUACAACGGAAAGUGUUGUUGUUCUCUUGUGCAGAGAACCAUGUUUGAAUGUCAAUGCAUUAAAGGACAUGAAUUGGGAUCUUAGUCAGUGGUGUCCCCUUAUAGAUGAUAGAUGUUUUCUACCAUGGCUCGUUAAGGUGCCUUCAGAACAGGAACAACUGAGAGCACGCCAAAUAAGUGCUCAACAAAUUAACAAACUUGAAGAGCUAUGGAAGACAAACCCUGAUGCUUCUUUAGAAGAUCUUGAGAAACCUGGAGUUGAUGAUGAGCCGCAGCCUGUUUCAUUGAAGUAUGAAGAUGCAUACCAGUACCAAAAUGUAUUUGCUCCACUGAUAAAGCUUGAAGCUGACUAUGAUAAGAUGAUGAAAGAAUCACAAAGCAAAGACAAUGUUAGCGUACGCUGGGAUGUUGGCCUUAAUAAGAAGCGUGUAGCCUACUUUGUCUUUCCUAAGGAAGAUAAUGAACUCAGGCUUGUUCCUGGAGAUGAGUUACGUCUGCGGUACUCUGGUGACACAGCUCAUCCUGCGUGGCAAUCUGUUGGACAUGUGAUUAAGCUAACUGCCCAAGAAGAGGUUGCACUUGAACUUCGUGCGAGCCAGGGAGUCCCUGUUGAUUUGAGUCAUGGCUUUAGUGUGGACUUUGUCUGGAAAAGUACUAGCUUUGACCGAAUGCAAGGAGCUAUGAAGACUUUUGCAGUGGAUGAGACAAGUGUCAGUGGAUACAUAUAUCAUCACCUUUUGGGUCAUGAAGUUGAACAACAAAUAGUUCGAAAUACUCUACCUCGACGGUUUGGUGCUCCUGGGCUUCCUGAAUUAAAUGCAUCCCAGGUUUUUGCCGUUAAGAGUGUCCUUCAGAAACCAAUAAGUUUGAUACAGGGCCCACCUGGUACAGGAAAGACUGUUACUUCUGCAGCAAUUGUAUAUCAUAUGGCUAAACAAGGACAAGGACAGGUCUUAGUAUGUGCUCCAAGUAAUGUGGCUGUUGACCAACUGGCAGAUAAGAUAAGUUCCACGGGUUUGAAGGUUGUCAGGCUUUGUGCUAAAUCAAGAGAAGCAGUCAUGUCUCCUGUUGAGCAUCUGACACUUCACUACCAGGUCCGACACCUUGAUACAUCUGAAAAAAGUGAACUUCAUAAGCUGCAGUUGCUAAAGGAUGAACAAGGUGAAUUAUCAAGCAGUGAUGAAAAAAAAUUUAAGGCACUAAAACGGGCUACUGAAAGGGAGAUAUUGCAAAGUGCUGAUGUUAUCUGUUGUACAUGUGUUGGAGCUGGAGAUCCCCGCCUUGACAAUUUCAGAUUCCGCCAGGUUCUUAUUGAUGAAUCUACACAGGCAACGGAGCCUGAGUGUCUUAUUCCAUUAGUUUUAGGCGUCAAACAGGUUAUUCUUGUUGGAGAUCAUUGCCAGCUUGGUCCAGUUAUCAUGUGUAAGAAGGCAGCCCGUGCUGGGUUAGCACAAUCACUCUUUGAGCGGCUUGUUCUUCUUGGACAUAAACCAUUUAGGUUACAGGUCCAAUACAGAAUGCACCCUUGCCUCUCUGAAUUCCCUUCUAACAGCUUCUAUGAAGGCACACUUCAGAAUGGAGUGACAAUCAAUGAGAGGCAAUCAACUGGGAUCGAUUUUCCUUGGCCUGUUCCCAACCGCCCCAUGUUCUUCUAUGUGCAGAUGGGACAAGAAGAAAUUAGUGCCAGUGGAACAUCUUAUCUCAAUAGAACUGAGGCUGCAAAUGUAGAGAAAAUAGUCACUACCUUCCUUAGAAGUGGUGUCAUACCUAGUCAGAUAGGAGUUAUCACACCAUAUGAGGGGCAACGGGCAUAUAUUGUGAAUUAUAUGUCCAGGAAUGGUGCCCUUAGACAACAGCUUUACAAGGAAAUUGAGGUUGCUAGUGUUGAUUCCUUUCAAGGCAGAGAGAAGGAUUACAUUAUUUUGUCUUGUGUGAGAAGCAAUGAGCAUCAGGGUAUUGGAUUUCUUAAUGAUCCACGUAGGUUAAAUGUUGCGUUAACUCGGGCUCGUUAUGGCAUUGUCAUCCUUGGGAAUCCCAAGGUUCUAAGCAAACAACCUCUUUGGAAUGGUUUGUUGACUCAUUACAAGGAGCAUGAAUGCCUUGUAGAAGGACCACUGAACAACUUGAAGCAGAGUAUGGUGCAAUUUCAAAAGCCAAAAAAGAUUUAUGGUAGUAGACUCUAUUAUGGGGGUGGCCCUGGGAUUGUUCACAGUGAUAACAUUGGUUAUGUUGGUUCGUCAGUCCCACUUGACAAGAGAGGUGGACGUAGUAAAGGACAUUCUUAUGUUCCAUUUGGUCCACCAAAUGGUAAUCCUAAACCUGGCAUGCACCCAGCUGGCUAUCCAUUGCCUCGUGUUCCUGUACCACCAUUUCCAGGAGGUCCUCAUUCUCAUUCUCAGCCAUAUGCUAUUCCAACUCGUGGUGCUGUUCAUGGACCUGUAGGGGCUAUUCCACAGGUCCCACAGCCUGGCAAUAGGGGUUUUGGGGCUGGUCGUGGUAAUGCUGGUGGUCCUAUUGGGGGUCACCUACCUCAUCAACAAAGUUCCCAGCCCUUGACUGGUAUUGGCUCUGUUUUUAACUUCCCUCCAUUGGACAACCCUAGCAGUCAGCCCUCUAUUGGGGCUCCAGCAUCACAAACUGGAUUAAUGACACAGAUGCCAGUUCAAGGGCUCAGCCAAACAUUUCGUGAUGGACUUUCUAUUGGCAGCAUGUCUCAGGAAUUUCUUGGUGAUGACUUCAAAAGCCAAGGAUCGAACAUCGCUUAUAACAUGGCUGAUUUUUCUACACAGGCUUCUCGGAGUGGAUACGCCCUUGAUUAUGCCACUCAAGGACCUCAGGCUGGAUAUCCCGGAAGCUACAUGAACCAGAAUACUCAACCAGGGUAUUCACAUUUGGGAACUGGUCAUGAUUAUGUUUUCCAGGAGUAUAUGCCUCAUGGAUCACAAGGUCUGUUUACUCAAGCAGGAUUUAAUGAUCCCUCACAAGAUGAAUCUUCUCAGAGCCAUUUUGGAAUAGCUGGACCUGGUUCCCUUCAAUCGCAGGGCCUUCUAAAUCCACUAUAUUCACAGCCUUUCCCUCAUUACAAUGUUCAAACUCAAACACCACAGCCGCCUCCGCAGCAAAAUCAGAGCUCAGCAAACCUGAAACCACACUACAAUGGCUGAGCUUCAGUGGUUUCUAGAGAGUGAUGGGUUACAUUCUUUGCACCCAGCUAAAGUGGCUGUGCUGAGACAUGGUUUUGUUGUUGCUGUGACUGACUCGAUCUUUCCUAGUGGCUACGAUUCUUGCAGUCACAUUUUGAUGGACUAGCUAUAUAUGACGAUAUGAGUGGUACAGAUGGAGAUUGGAUAUGGCAGUUGUUGCCAACUUACACAGCCAGAGCUGAGGAAAGGAUAACCCACAUUUUCUUCGUGAAAGUUAAUGUUAUUGUUUCAGGAGUCCCCAUUUGGAGGUUGCAUCGUCAGCUUAAGAUGGGUUACAGAUUUUCUUGCUCGCAAUGAAAGCCAUGCUAUUGAAUGAGAUCCAUUGUGCAGCGCAAUUUCUAUCUACUACUUGUUGAUGAACGGCCUUCAUUGGUCUUCUGAAGAUCUGUCACCAUUUUAUGAUCUCACAAGUUAAAAAAAGAUUGUGUACAGCAGCAUUUGAAGAUGACCCUCACCUUUCGAUCAAACUCAUGUUUCCUCCUGGUUUGGUGCCUUAUAUCACAAAUAAAACCUAGUGUGAUUUCUGAAUGCAUGUUCAUAUCCUGAAUGCCUGUACUCUAUCAAAGUUUAGUAUGUUGAUUUCUAUGUUUUAUUUUGAUUCA
Messenger RNA from Zingiber officinale, 4632 nucleotides. RefSeq names its product regulator of nonsense transcripts 1 homolog. Gene Ontology annotation, molecular function: RNA binding; RNA helicase activity; ATP binding. Bases 179 to 3991 code for a protein of 1270 amino acids. Gene Ontology annotation, cellular component: cytoplasm. The record is from RefSeq and is a predicted model, not a curated record. Gene Ontology annotation, biological process: nuclear-transcribed mRNA catabolic process, nonsense-mediated decay. The transcript has 29 exons. NCBI's taxonomy places the organism in Eukaryota, Viridiplantae, Streptophyta, Magnoliopsida, Zingiberales, Zingiberaceae.